Messenger RNA from Aspergillus chevalieri, 2025 nucleotides. RefSeq names its product DUF3292 domain-containing protein. Bases 1 to 2025 code for a protein of 674 amino acids. The record is from RefSeq and is a predicted model, not a curated record. The transcript has 5 exons. Lineage: Eukaryota; Fungi; Ascomycota; Eurotiomycetes; Eurotiales; Aspergillaceae.
AUGGUCUCUAAUCCAUUGUCUUCUGUGGUCAAAUCCGACGACGGCGAGGGCAGACACAUGGGCCAUAACCUCGUCCACCACAUAAAUGCAACAUCAAGAAUCGAGAACCAGGGACCUACAAACAGUCAUGCAAUCUCCCAAGCUGUGUCAGAUGAGGAGGGUUUAGUUCAGAAAGCUGGCGCAUCUCAGGAAGUUUCGGAUAUUGGAUGGGAGCAUGGGCCUGGUGAGAUUGGGGAACAGAUAGUCCCAGGUUUAGCAAACGAUGAUCUUUGGAUGCUACUUAGACGAUUUGACAAACAACUGUACUAUGUCAAAGCUUUGCCGGAUACGCCAAUGCAGAGACUUGACCUUGUUCGAGCCGAGGACGAGAAUUUCUCCCCUGAUAAGUUGCGGGCGACGCUUGAACGAUUUUAUACAACCGUGGCUUUGAGAUUGAUUAGUGCUGCGAAACAUAUUGCUCGGUUGCGUUCAUGGAGGGAAUAUGAACGUACAUUGGGGUUUUGUAUUGUAUAUUUCGCUGCAUGGCUCCUAGAUCUUCUCGCGCCUACUUUCUUUAUCGUUCUCAUAACUCUCGUUGUACACCCUCCAUCUCGAACGUUGCUCUUUCCACCCGCACCCAUCGCCCUAGUUGAUACGGCUACAGGUGGCACGAAAAAGCCUAAAGCUGGUCAUCUGGGCUCGGACGACAGUGCCACCGGUGCACCAGAAAGGUACAAGGGUGAAGCAGCCGAGAAGGAAGCCAGCAAUAUUCUAGCUAGUGUUGCCGGUCUCACUGUGGAGAGCGCGGCAGGUAAACAUGAGCAAGAAAUGCCUGAAGUUGAACCGGAAAAUGCACCCCAAGACGCGAAGAUAGAUAAGACACCUAAUCCGGCGGAAAUUGCGACGAAGGCGGCAGAUGCAAGAACUGCUGUGCAUGGAGAGAAGCCGGAAGAGUCGCAUGAUAAGACGAGGCAGCCGAUAAAGGAGACUGUUGUUAAUUUGGCGAAUCAAUCCAUGCGAGUGUUGAGCGAUAUCACAGAUACGUGCGAACGGUUUGAGAAUGCUCUCUCUCCAACUCCACCUUUUCCCAUGGUGACUCCAUAUUUACGAUUUGUGGGGGUCCUAAUGUUCGCCCUGUUUACCUCUUUUAUCAUCUCGAGCUACGCCUUCGUUAAGAUCAGCACAUUCCUUUCUGGCUUCGUCUUCUUUGGCGACCCUGUUGUUCAGCGUGCUGUGAAAUUCUUGGAUCGCAGAUACUCGAACUGGAAACGUCUCUUGGAACUGCGGAAUACACUUCUCCAGGGCAUUCCCACAAAUGCUCAACUCACACUGACCCUCCUACGCAUUGGGGAAACAAAUCUUGCACCUCUCCCUCCUCCCCCAGGCUCACGAGCAAAAAACCCUUCCUAUGGCAACAACACAUCAGCCCCAACCUCGGAAAGCGAAAACUCGCGCCCCGGCUCCCCAUCACCACAACAUAUAGCAGAACCUCAUAAGCAGAAGCAAGGUAUCCUUUCUUAUAUUGUCUCCUUCUUCCGCGGCACGACUGCAACAAGCAUCAAAAGCAAACUCGCCGUCGAUAGAGCCCGCGCCGUCGCCGGCUCCCGUCACGCCAAAGCUCGCGUCGGAAUCCUCCGCAGCAAAGGCAAGCGAGCUCUCCCCUCCGGCCCUGUCGAGUUCGAUGCACGAUACAAAGGCAAACGUGGAGCAGCCAUUAUCGACUCCUCCAAAGACCCUCCCUUACUUUAUUUCACCACCGAGUCUGCACUGCACUUCGACAACAUGGAAAUCGAGAGCAGACAGGACGGCACAGUACUAUUCUCGCUUCCUGUUUCUGAUAUCAGGGAGAUGAGAAAGACAGGUGGUCUUGGGUGGAAGGGUAAGUUGGUUGUUGGAUGGGCUGUGGGGAGUAAAGAGGUUGUGGAUGGGUUGUUGCUCAUUGGGAGAGAACCGGGACAGAGGUAUCAGCUUACGGCUAUGACCACACGGAAUCAGCUGUUUGAUCGGUUGAUUGCUAUUGAUGGACAGGUUUGGCAGAGCUAUUGA